GGUGGCGACUUCACGCGCCACAACGGCACUGGCGGCAAAUCCAUCUAUGGGGAGAAGUUCCCCGAUGAGAACUUCAUCCUGAAGCACACGGGCCCUGGCAUCCUGUCCAUGGCCAAUGCCGGCCCCAACACGAACGGCUCCCAGUUCUUCAUCUGCACUGCCAAGACCGAAUGGUUGGAUGGCAAGCAUGUCGUCUUUGGCCGUGUCAAGGAAGGGAUGAACGUGGUGGAGGCCAUGGAGCGCUGUGGCUCCAAAGAUGGCAAAACGAGCAAGAAGAUCACCAUUACCGACUGCGGGCAGCUCUCGUAAAACCUCCUCUUAACAACUGACCAUUCCUUCGGCAGCCCGGGUGCCGCGCCCUGCUGCAGCUCGCCCCAUCCCACCCCGCUCCUGACUUACUGCUGCGUUUCUAUCGGGUCUCAGCCCCACAAGCACGGUCCAGCCGGGCCGCAGUUACCUUUAUGAGUCUAAAUAAAACGAGUUAAACCACA
This is a messenger RNA of Fulmarus glacialis (Northern fulmar), 491 nucleotides long. Its product is annotated as peptidyl-prolyl cis-trans isomerase A. The record is from RefSeq and is a predicted model, not a curated record. Gene Ontology annotation, molecular function: peptidyl-prolyl cis-trans isomerase activity. Gene Ontology annotation, biological process: protein peptidyl-prolyl isomerization. The annotation marks the transcript as partial. The transcript is spliced from 2 exons. Lineage: Eukaryota; Metazoa; Chordata; Aves; Procellariiformes; Procellariidae.